Messenger RNA from Triplophysa dalaica, 2065 nucleotides. RefSeq names its product H-2 class I histocompatibility antigen, alpha chain-like. Gene Ontology annotation, biological process: immune response. The record is from RefSeq and is a predicted model, not a curated record. Gene Ontology annotation, cellular component: external side of plasma membrane. The coding region runs from base 608 to 1570 and encodes 320 amino acids. Lineage: Eukaryota; Metazoa; Chordata; Actinopteri; Cypriniformes; Nemacheilidae. The transcript has 6 exons.
GUGGGUCACUUAGAAAAUGAAAUGUUAAGCUCAUAUGAACAGAGGAAGACUGUUUGCUGUGCUGUAAUCCUUGCAUUUAUAACUACAAGUGAUUGCUUGGGACAGGACCCAUGCAGGGACUCUUUACUUAAAAUGCAUCUGUCAACAGCGUUUUCACACAUAUUUACAAAAAAAACAUUUAACAUCAGAAAAAACAUUAAGAGCUAUGUUUUACUUAUAACGUUCCAGUUGAGAAACAGUGUUUUGCAUGAUGCGGUCAGUGGACUGCCAUAGAGAUGACACAUAAAAAGCAAGACUAUUGAGGAGAUCUUUAAUAUUGUUAAACCAAUUAGUAUUUGGGUGUUUAUAAUUUAACAAAGUAAAAGGAGGCACCUGUCAAUCACUGUGCGUAAUAUUAAGUAAUAUCAAUUCAAUAUCAUGUACUGUACAACUUAAAUGGGCUUAAUGCAGAGCAGUCUUACCCCACCUAUUUUCACCCUGUCUGCCAGCAGGAACACACUCUCUGUUGUACUUCUGCACUACUGUGUCUAUAGAUAUUAACCUUCCAGAGGUCACAGUGGUUGGAACGGUCGAUGGUCAGCAGUUCAUGUAGUUUGACACCAACACAAUGAAAGCUGUGCCGAAGACAGAGUUGAUGAGAUCGUAUGGAGAAGAUUACUGGAACACACAGACUCAUGUUAUCAUUGGUUACUAUCAGGAGUAUAAAAAUUCCAACAAUUUUAAGGACCUGAGGCUAUUCAACCAUUCUAUGUCUGAUGUUCACACAGUUCAGAUGACAUACGGCUGUGAGCUGGAGGAUGAUGGUACCAAUCGAGGAUACUACGAGUUUGGUUAUGAUGGAGAUGAUUUCAUCCGUUUUGAUAAAAACACACUCACCUGGACUGCUGGUGAAACUUAUCCUCAAGCUGUCAUCAUCAAGAACCAAUGGGAGGCUGAUAGAGAUCAAGCAGAAAAGAUGAAGGCAAAUCUGGAGAACCCAUGCAUUUGGUGGCUGAAGGACUUUGCAAGCCACAUGAACAUUCAGCGAGAUGCACCUGAAGUCUCUUUACUGCAGAAGAACUCCUCGUCUCCAGUUAUCUGUCACGCUACAAGUUUCUACCCCAAAAACAUCAUGAUGACCUGGAAGAAAAACAAUGAGGAUCAUAAUGAGGAUGUGGAGGUCAGUGAAACUUUGCCAAAUGCAGAUGGAACGUUCCAGAAGAGCAUCAGUCUCUCAGUGAAGUCUGAGGAGUGGAAGAAGAAUCCAGAUGUCUACAGAUGUGUGAUUCAACAUGUGGGAGCAGAGAAAGAGAUUGUUGUCACUCUCAAUGAAAACAACAUCAAGUCUAACACAGCUUCUGACAACUUUAUUGUGAAAUGUUUGGUGUCCAUCACCGUUGCAGUUGUUGUUGGAUGCGUGUUGGCAUUCACUGUCUUUGCUGUUAAAAAGAGGCUCAUUGUGUGCAGAAAGUGCAGAGAGUUUAAGAGAUCAAAUGCAACAGACUCUAUGAGGGACAGCACAGCAGAGAUCGACAUAGAAAUGACGGAUGAACCACAACAUGUUAAAUCAAAAUUGCUUUGUUUUUUUUAGAUGUAGAUCUUUUCUGUGCAUGUUGCCAGCAUUUUUUCAGAGCUUAAGAUAUAAAUAGGCUGAUGUAAAUGAGUAGUUUUUUCUUCAAACAUACGUCCUAUGCUGUCACAGCACAAAUGUAGAAACAAACUAAAGAUAAAGAUAAAUCUUUACCUCUUUUCUGAUGUCAACCUGUAACUAAUUUAGCAUUUUAUUAGAAACAAGUUAUGUCUCUAUUGAAUAGUAUGGUGUCUGGAUUUGUGUGUGAGAGAGAGGGCGCAGCCUUUCCUUCCCCAUUUUUUGUCCUUGGCCGAUCACAUGCCUGAUAGUUGUGACCAGUUUUCAACCGUUGUACAUCCAAAAACAAUAUACCAGACAGUUUUUUUGUCAAGUAGAAAAGGGCUUAAAAUGCUCUGAGCAAACACUUCUUUUUUGGAUCUGGCAAAUGAUGGCAUAUAAUAAGGGUAUGCAUGUAAAUCUUAAAGGGAGUAAAUUAAAGCCUUACUUUAAACUAAA